AUGGGGAAAGAUAAAAGUGCCAAGAAAAACGAUGGCAAGAAAGUGAAGCAGGCUGCCAAGUUCAAUAAGGCAGCGAGCAAGAAGGAUCUCAAGAGCAAGGGUAAAAGCGACAAGAAGAAGAAGAAGAAGUCUUCUACCUCGGACGGCUCCAGCGCCAGUGGGAGUUCUUCGGAGGCCAACCCGCACUUGGAGGAAGCCAAGGAGCACCUCCUUACUGUGGGCAUGGCCUUUGGAUUGCUUCUCGUUUGCAUUCAGAGUCCAGUGCCGUCCAUAUGCACUGCAUCGUUCCGAAAACCGCCAUUGGAUCGCACGCUGUGUCGUGGUUCCAGGAAGCAGAAAGACCUCAGUCUCAACAACCAGAAGUGCCAUCUCAGAGACAUCACGGCGCCCCAGUUGGCGACCAUCCUCGUGGGAAUUGUCCCAGUUUUGACACCCAAUGCGGUCAUGAAGUUGGGAGGCGAUGUGGUUCAAGUUCGCAAAAGCCUGACGGUCCAGGCCAAGUCGAUGCAGUCGGCGGCAGGCAAGCACGACCAGCACACCUUGGAAACCAAAAUGGACAUGCUGAAGAAGGAGAGUGGGGCAGAGAGGUUGUUGCACGCAGAGUGGGAGGGUCUGGGUGCGGACGUUCGAGACAGCCGGCUCGAGAUUCUGAAAGCCAAGAUGAAGGAGUGGGUGGCACAGAAUCAGGCAGACUUGAAGGAGUUGAAUAAGGUCCAAUCGUCGCCCCUUCCAAAACGAGGUCGCAGCAGCAACCUUCGUCUCGGGUCGAGCAGCGACAACGAUGACGAGAAGUCUGACAAGCAGGGCGAGGCCGAGGCAUCCCCGGAACCUGGCGCAAAGCCACGUGCAGGCAGCACAGGCAAGAAAAAGCCAAAAAGAGACGAUCACAAGGAGAUGCUCUCGCUCCACAACAACGCCGACCUUUUCCGUGGUGGACGCUUUGGUCCUCGGAAGGAACCCACGGACAAGAAAUGUAGUCCGCCGGAUCGGGUCGCUGCGGAGAAGGAGCCCAAGACGGAUGAUGUGUUGCCCUGGUUGCUGCUGGAGGAGCUGAACAUCAAGCGCUUUUUCGCGAGCCAGCCCGACUUGCUAGCACUCUCCGCCUUGCUCAGAAAUGAAGGCUUCGCGGAUUCUCGGCAUGACAUACCCCCGACUUCAAAAAAGGAGCAGCCGCAGGGAAUGUCGUGUUUGCAGUUCUUCUGCCGAGAGAUUGUCUGUUUUGUUAAGGACUCCCUUCGUGUCUUCCUCACCUCAGCCUUCGAUGACACGGACGACCCGGAGUCGCCGUCAUGGUGCAAAGCCGAGCUUGGGGAGGAAGCCCUCGGCAUUUUCAAAAGCUUCUCCUUCAGAGCCAAGAAGAACUUCGAUGCAUUCUGUGCGGAGAUGAAAACGAACAAG
Symbiodinium sp. CCMP2456 is the source of this 1398-nucleotide messenger RNA. The record is from the annotation of a GenBank genome assembly. NCBI's taxonomy places the organism in Eukaryota, Dinophyceae, Suessiales, Symbiodiniaceae.